GCCUUGGCCAUGCGUCCCCUUCCUAUCCCACUGCUCCUGACACUUUUACAGAUUGCAGUACUCACGUAUGUGAGUGCUGGGGCGUACUAUGGACACAAGCAACACCCUCAGCCAUACCAGCCGAUGCAGCACCACCAACAUAUGGGCAAAGAGAACUUUCCCCAACAACAGUACCUUGGCAAGGAGGUUCCCUACAUGCAGUACCCCCACUACAGGAAGGAGCUACCCCAGAUGCCGAUGCACAAGGGCAAAGAAAACCCUCGUAAAGGGGGCGGAUAUAAUGGUGGCCAAUACAAAGGUCAGACAAUCCCUAGAGGGGCUGAAGGAAUGCCCCAAGGAGAGCAAGGCCCAGUUGGACCACCAGGACCAAAGGGACCUGCGGGUCCUCCAGGGAAUGGACUGCCUGGACCUGCGGGACAACCUGGAUCUCCUGGUCCACCAGGAGUGCCUGGAAUGGGAAAACCAGGUUUGCCAGGACUGUCCGGCAAGCCAGGAGGAAAUGGUGACGCUGGACCACAAGGAGAAAUGGGUCCUAGAGGUGAAGAAGGGCCAGCUGGGCAGCCAGGGCCUCAGGGUCCCCCAGGACCACCUGGGCUGCCAGGAAUAGGUAAACCAGGGGUACAGGGAUUACCGGGCCAACCAGGUUCCAAAGGAGAGCCAGGUCACAAAGGUCUGCCGGGACUACCGGGAUUACCUGGACCCAAAGGUGAUAAAGGAAUGGGGCUGCCCGGACAACCUGGUCACAAAGGGCUUCCAGGGACCCCAGGACCUGCUGGCCCACGAGGGCUGCCUGGUUUUGGAAAACCUGGCUUGAAUGGGGCACCAGGGCCACUAGGACCACCAGGAGGGAAAGGAAAUCCUGGAGAGCUAGGACCAGCUGGGCCCCCUGGUGAAGGAGGACAGCCUGGCCCACCAGGCCAACCUGGUCAUGGAAAGCCAGGUCAGAAUGGCCUGCCAGGCCAGGCAGGCAUGCCAGGUGGGAAAGGCCAUCCAGGACCACCAGGUUUACCAGGAAAGCCAGGGCUUCCUGGAUUUGGUAAACCAGGACUCCCAGGACCAAAGGGUGAUAAAGGUAUGGGUGGGUCCCCUGGACUUCCUGGGCCAAAAGGAGAUAAGGGCCACGGAGGACUGCCUGGCCUGCUUGGACCCCUUGGACCAAAUGGCCCACCAGGUCUUCCAGGCCCUACGGGAACCCCAGGAGGUUUAGGUGCACCUGGUCUGAAAGGUGACUGUGGAGAAGGAGGACAUAAAGGGCUUAAUGGAUCUCAGGGUGACCCUGGUACCCCUGGGAUACCCGGUAAUGAUGGUCUGCCUGGAGAGAAUGGAGAGCCAGGACAAAGAGGUCCACCAGGACCGAGUGGCGCAAAGGGAGACGGAGGACAUAAAGGUCUACCUGGUACCCAUGGUACUCCAGGACUUCCCGGGCCAAAAGGACAAGGUGGACUUACUGGUGAGGUUGGUCCUCAAGGUCCCAAAGGAAUCCCUGGAAUGGAUGGCAAAGCUGGAUCAAACGGGCCUCCCGGUGUUCAUGGGCCUAAAGGAGAUAGUGGUCUACUAGGUCAACCAGGCAUUCCAGGUGUGGGGAAUCCGGGGCUUUCUGGACCCAUAGGACCCCAAGGGAAAGAGGGCUCACCAGGAACCCCUGGACAACCAGGUACACCUGGCCUUCCCGGACCUCCUGGCCCACCCGGAGCAUCUGGGCUGUAUCCCGACAUGGCAGGAGUGCUCUCCGAGAUGGGCCCAGAACUGGAUGGUGUAAAGGCCGGCGGCUACGGUAAGAAGGGCAAGUAUGGAGGCAAUGAAGCUGAAGUCAUGGGUGCCAGUGGAUUGGAAAUGCCAGCGUUCACAGCGAUAGUAACGACUCCCUUCCCACCUGUGGGCACUCCGGUCAUCUUUGACAAGCUCUUGUACAAUGGUCGCCAGAACUACAACCCCGAGACCGGAGUUUUCACCUGUGACAUGCCCGGCAUUUAUUAUUUUGCCUACCACGUUCAUUGCAAAGGAGCUAACGUGUGGGUGGCUUUGAUGAGGAACAAUGAGCCGGUGAUGUAUACGUACGACGAAUACAAAAAGGGAUUCCUGGAUCAAGCAUCAGGGAGUGCAGUACUACCUCUACAAGCUGGGGACACUGUGUAUAUCCAGCUGCCCUCAGAUCAGGCCUCAGGACUUUAUGCUGGGCAGUACGUGCACUCCUCCUUCUCUGGGUAUUUGUUAUAUCCGAUGUAA
Messenger RNA from Pseudoliparis swirei, 2226 nucleotides. RefSeq names its product collagen, type VIII, alpha 1a (gene col8a1a). The transcript is spliced from 2 exons. The coding region runs from base 10 to 2226 and encodes 738 amino acids. The record is from RefSeq and is a predicted model, not a curated record. Gene Ontology annotation, molecular function: protein binding. NCBI's taxonomy places the organism in Eukaryota, Metazoa, Chordata, Actinopteri, Perciformes, Liparidae.